AUGGCCAGGAGUAAUAAUAUCAAUAGGCAAUCUAAAUCCAAAAACAAGAAACCGAAAAGACUAAGAAAGUCUUCAUUCAAUAAAAUUACAAAAAGUUUUCAAGUCUUCAACAAUGAUAGUGAUCAUUACAACAAAUACGAAAAUCUAACUCUGGAUGUAAGUGAUUCCGAAGAUACAAGUACUCUGCCAAUUUUAUCAUCCAAUAACAGUAGUAGCGCUACAUUGAGUAACGAAAUUCCUAGCGUCGAUGUGUUUUCAUCUGACAACGAGGAUGUUGCAUACGAAAUGAAUUCAAAGGAUGCAAUGAAAAAUCAUUUAGAACUUAAUACAGACUUUAUACCAUUUUCAGAUGAUUCAGAAGAAGAAGAGGAGGACGACUUAAUUGUAGAAAAUACCAACGUGGAAGAAGAGGCAGAAAUAUACGGAAAUGAGCGAUCUUUGAAUAACGAUUAUCCUUGGCUUUUAAAUCAUGACCAUUCAAAACAACGAGAUAUUAUUGAGUGGCUAACUUUGGAAAUAAAGGACUUUGUGGCAUAUAUAUCUCCUAGUCGUGAAGAAAUCAAGCUACGAAACAAAGCAGUGUCGAAGCUGGGCAGGGCUAUAAAAGAAUUGUGGUCUGAUUCAGAACUACUUGUCUUCGGCUCCUAUGCCACAGAUUUAUAUCUUCCUGGAUCUGAUAUUGAUUGUGUCGUUAAUAGUGCCUCUGGUAAUAAGGAACACAGGAGCUAUUUGUAUGAAUUGGCCAGAUUUCUGAAGAAGAAAAAUUUAGCCACCAGCAUAGAAGUUAUCGCGAGAGCAAGGGUCCCAAUUAUUAAAUUUAUAGAACCUGAAUCGGGAGUACAUAUUGAUAUUUCAUUCGAAAGGACAAAUGGUGUGGAAGCAGCGAAACUUAUAAGAGAAUGGCUAGAUAUGACACCUGGUUUACGAGAACUUGUCUUGAUCGUAAAACAAUUUUUGACUGCACGAAGGUUAAAUGACGUCCAUACUGGUGGUUUAGGUGGUUUCAGUAUCAUUUGUCUGGUUUAUUCUUUUUUACAUUUACAUCCAAAGUUGAGAACUGAUGAGAUUGAUCCAUUAGAGAAUUUGGGUGUCUUACUCAUAGAUUUUUUUGAACUUUAUGGUAAAAACUUUGCAUAUGAUGAGGUUGCAUUGAGCUUUAUAAGUGGAUAUCCGAGUUACAUGCCAAAAUCAAAUUGGGGAUCGCUUCCACCAAGUAGAAGCUCCUUUACUUUAGCGAUCCAGGAUCCUGGUGAUGCAUCGAAUAACCUUAGUAGGGGUUCAUUUAAUGUAAGAGAUAUCAAGAAAUCGUUUUCUGGAGCAUUUGAACUCUUGACGAGUAAGUGCUUCGAGAUGGAUGCUUCUACAUUCAAAGACAGAGUUGGGAAAAGUAUACUAGGUAAUGUUAUCAAAUAUAAAGGUAAGCAAAGGGAUUUCAAAGAUGAAAGAGACCUAGUCGUAAACAGGGCAAUUAUAGAAAAUGAACUAUAUCACCGGAAGAGAAGCAGCUCAUACUUUGAUGACGACCUAUUUUUGGAUCCUAGUGCCGAUGAGGCGCUUGUAGGACAGCAGGACGAACUAGAACUUUACAGUUUAGAUCAGCCAGUCAAGAAGAAAGUAAAGAAGAGCACUAAAACUUUGAGAAAGCUCAAAAAGAUAAAACAAGAAGCUCAAAAGAAGGAAGAGAAACCCCAAAAAUCAAUCGAUUCAUUCAUGGGUUUAUCAGAUGAUGAAAAUAAUGGUGAUUCCGAUUCAAAGCCCAAACCACAACACAACACAAAAGAGGACAAGCGUGCACUUCAAACAAAGACAGUGGACGCACAGACUAGGCGCGACUACUGGCUCUCAAAGGGCCAAACCCUUGCCUCGCCUACCAUCCCCAAGAAGAGCACAUAG
Kazachstania africana CBS 2517 is the source of this 1893-nucleotide messenger RNA. It is a transcript of the gene TRF5, whose product is annotated as non-canonical poly(A) polymerase TRF5. Bases 1 to 1893 code for a protein of 630 amino acids. Gene Ontology annotation, molecular function: poly(A) RNA polymerase activity; mRNA binding. Lineage: Eukaryota; Fungi; Ascomycota; Saccharomycetes; Saccharomycetales; Saccharomycetaceae. Gene Ontology annotation, biological process: RNA 3'-end processing. Gene Ontology annotation, cellular component: nucleolus; TRAMP complex. The record is from RefSeq and is a predicted model, not a curated record. The transcript has a single exon.